Molecule: messenger RNA, 420 nt
Organism: Homarus americanus (American lobster)
Lineage: Eukaryota; Metazoa; Arthropoda; Malacostraca; Decapoda; Nephropidae
Product: translation initiation factor IF-2-like
Exons: 1
Coding region: 1-420 (139 amino acids)
Source: RefSeq, a predicted model, not a curated record
AUGGGUGCAGUCACCUCCCUCCCUCCUCUUGAUGGCGCCAUCCUAGAGAUCACCAACCACCGUCACCUCACAGUAAACCCUGGAGACAGAGAUCCUCAAACAGCAAACCCUGGAGACAGAGAUCCUCAAACAGUGAACCCUGGAGACAGAGAUCCUCAAACAGCAAACCCUGGAGACAGAGAUCCUCAAACAGCAAACCCUGGAGACAGAGAUCCUCAAACAGUGAACCCUGGAGACAGAGAUCCUCAAACAGCAAACCCUGGAGACAGAGAUCCUCAAACAGUGAACCCUGGAGACAGAGAUCCUCAAACAGUGAACCCUGGAGACAGAGAUCCUCAAACAGUGAACCCUGGAGACAGAGAUCCUCAAACAGUGAACCCUGCAAUACUGUCAUCCCACGUCUUAAGACGAAAACUCUAG